AUCUUUGUAUCAGACAAAUACAUGAAAAUUAAAAUAAUAUUAAAAUCAAACACUUUCCUGUAGGAAAAAAAUACAUAAAAAUGUGUAUUCCCAAUUACACGUGUAUCUUCCCCAAAUCAAUGAUUAGAUAACCUCCACGUGUCAAACCCACAAAUCAUUACACCUAGUCACAAACCAAGGUAGGGAACUUCCCUAUACGUAGAGUUCAUGCGAAUAAAAACCACUAAUUUCCGUAGGUAACCAGGAAAAACUAGAAAGACAAACACACCGUAGUUAUGGCUACCUUGACAGGAUCGGAUCCCAGUAGCCAUGGCUCCUUAUUGGAGUCACCCUUACUCCUUCCAUCCAAAGACUCCGGAUGGGAAUCCGGACCCGGAUCCGAACCCCAUAAGCUUUGCAUAGACGACAUGUUACAAAUAUACUGCGGAGAAUUCGGGUCCUGGCAAUUCAGACACUUUGUUUUAACAAGCCUCGCACGGGCUCUAGAAGCUUUCCAUACCAUGGUCAUGAUAUUUGCAGACCAGGAACCUGCUUGGCGUUGUACAAAAGGGUCAGGAUCAGCCUGUGAUGAGAAGGAGAAAAGUGUUUGUGGGCUUGAACCAGGGUCUUGGGAAUGGAAAGGUGGUUCAGGAAGCUCCACCGUCGCUCAGUGGGGAUUGGUUUGUGGGGAUAAGUACAAGGUUGGGCUUGUUCAAGCCUUGUUUUUUGGCGGCUGCAUGAUUGGUUUAAUGUUCUAUUUUUCUUUUAAUACGGGUCUCUUCAGGUUUUAUCUUAUACUAAUCUCCUUUCUGCAACGAUUUUGCAUACUCCUUCAUAUUUUUAUCUUAGACUAAUCUCCUCAGGUCCAUAAAUUAUACAUUAUGGCACCUGGUUUCCAUCACAGUAAAACCUGUUAUAUGUUCCUAAAAUAAAUUUCCUUUAACAAAACCAGACUUGCUUUUUACUAAUUUCUAAAAGAAUAGUAAUUUGUAAUGAUGAUCAUUUGGUGCAUAUUACGAGACAAGAAAUAUGAAGGUCAAGAGGGGAUAAUGUCAUUUAUUUAUAGCUGGAGAAUGGAGAUACUACAUAACAGGCAAAGAAUUGGCUGUUUUUUUCUAUGAUUCAGAUUGUUGUGUGCCACUUGAAGCUUCUCUUGUCAGGGCCACAUGUUUUAUGUUUGGUACAUCUUGUGCGUAUGUGAGAAAUAGAAAAUUGGAAAAUCAAAAGCCAUGCUACUGAUCAAAAUGGACAAAGUGUAGCUUGGUUUUAAGUCAUUUUCUUGUGGUCCGUAAAUUAAUUAUUAUCAUCAGUUUCUUGAAACAUCAUCUUGACUUUGUUGAUUUGGCUUUUUCUAUAUUGAUUUUCCAUUCCAACUUAUAUUUGUU
This is a messenger RNA of Durio zibethinus, 1364 nucleotides long. The record is from RefSeq and is a predicted model, not a curated record. NCBI's taxonomy places the organism in Eukaryota, Viridiplantae, Streptophyta, Magnoliopsida, Malvales, Malvaceae.